Molecule: messenger RNA, 1610 nt
Organism: Arachis stenosperma
Lineage: Eukaryota; Viridiplantae; Streptophyta; Magnoliopsida; Fabales; Fabaceae
Product: rhodanese-like domain-containing protein 10
Exons: 2
Coding region: 146-808 (220 amino acids)
Cellular component (GO): chloroplast
Source: RefSeq, a predicted model, not a curated record
AGAAACCUCAGAAAGCCAAUGGUAAUGGUUAUAUAUUUUACUAAUAAUGUUAUCAUCCAAAACAUGUCUAAAUCAAAUCCUUCAACCUUCAACAUAACAAACACAUUCAAGAUUCAACAAACAGAGAGAUAGACAUAGGAAGAACAUGGCAACUCAUCAAUUGAACCACAUGUUCAAACCAUCCAUGGUGAAGAAUCACAAGAAACAACAACCAAGAACACCUAGGUUCCAUGUGUUCAACAAUGCAACAACAUCUUCGACCACCACUCCUAUGAAUGCUAGGAAGCUCAUAGAAUCUGGCACCGUGAAAACUAUAUUUCCCAAAGAUGCUUCAAUUGCCAUGAAUUCUGAAGGGUUUCUUCUCCUUGAUGUUAGGCCAACAUGGGAGACAGAGAAGGCACGUGUUGUUGGGUCUGUGCACGUGCCAAUCUUUGUUGAAGACACAGAUAAUAGCCCUGUAACAUUACUUAAGAAAUGGGUGCAUUUUGGUUAUAUUGGAUUAUGGACUGGUCAAUAUCUAACUACAUUGAACCCUGAGUUUCUUGCUCAAGUUGAAGUGGCUAUUCCGGAUAAGGGUGCCAAGGUUCUUGUGGCUUGUGGAGAGGGAUUAAGGUCAAUGGCAGCAGCUUCAAAGUUAUACAAUGGAGGUUACAAAAAUCUGGGAUGGUUAGCCGGCGGCUUCAGCCGAUCAAAGGACGACGACUUCCCUGGGAUCGAAGGAACAGAGAAGUUGCAGUAUGCUACAGUUGGAGGAGUCUCUUACUAUUUUCUUCAGUUGCUUAUACUUCUACAAGCAGUGGGUAAAUGAUGAUAAACCAUUAGCAUAUAUGUUUUAUUCUAGUGGCUGAGAAGUUAUAUAGGAGUUCUACUUACUUGAAGAAAAAGAUUCAAUCCAAUUAUCUAUUUCUGUGUAAUUUUAUUUUGAUUUUCACUUGAAAAAAAAAUAAAUAACAUUUUUUGAACAGUAGUUGAACUUGAACCUGGCAUAGCCAGAAAUAGAAAAAUACAACUAAUAACAAAUUCUAAAUUACACUAAUAGCAACAAGUCAAUAAUUAACACACAUAAGGAUAUUAUUAUAUCAUGAUAUUCUGUUACAACAGUUGUCAACAUACACUAAUCUAAUUAUAAAAGACAAUCAAUACACAAUAGCUGAUGAACAUAAAGAGAAAAACCAAUUAUAAUAACAAUCAUCAUUCAUCUUUUUUUGUUCUAUUUCAUCAUCCAAGACUACCCUUGAUUAAUUACUUGACUACUUGAGUUGUCUAUCAUCACCUAAUUCAUCACAUUUCUAUAUACAUACUAGAGCUUUUACCUUUGUUUUUUAUUGUAUCUUCUUCUAUUGGUGAUUAAUUAUUAUUUAGAGAUGGGUGAAUAAGAGGCAAACGGAUCCAAGAGUAUAAGACAUGUAAUAGAAUAUGGAUGGACAUUUUUGGGGUGUCUCAAGAAAGGAUGGUACAAGGUCCGAAUGAACCUUCAUGUGUGAUUUGAUCAUUUUUUGAGUACAUAUUUAAUUAGCAAUAGAGGUUCAUACAUCUGAUUCAAAAAAGUAGUACAUAUUGAACUUUAAUUUUUUUUUAAUUUGUAGUCUUGUUAAUUAGACAAGCCAUGC